AUGAACUUGAAUGAUCUAAUCAAUGUGUCGAAGAUUCUAAUCACUUUUGAUGUCUCGAAUAUUCAAGUGAAUAACAAGGAUGAUUUCCUUAUAUGGUUCGCUCAUAUCAAGGUUUUCGUUGAUAACUACUAUGAUUUCCUAACUGUCACUGAUAUCGAGCUGGCAAUGGCUGUGAAUAGAAUUUCGAAGGUUCCACAGUCAAUGUUGAAAGGGAAGAUUGAUCUCAAAGAUUAUGUUGAUGGAAAAAGCAAGAAUGGGAAGUUGACCAAGUUUUUGUUCCAAGUUUGUGAUGUAGAGAGAGAUGCCUACAGAAUUCCUACGCAUCCUUUUACCUACGCAUUUGCUACGCUUCCCAAAAUACAAUUUCCCGCCACUCUAAUCGUUAAUCGUGGAGUCAUCCAUUACUUACUCAAACAAAACCCUACGCCUAACACCGAUGAUUUCCGACCUUGCUGUAACACUCCCGGUGACGAUUCCCGACCAAUACCUACAUCGUCGACAAUUUCAGGUUUGCCCUACAGCCGUUGCUGUCGCACUCCAUCACCGGCACUGUCCCAAACCACCACCGUCGCUGCCCCACACUCCCAUCGUCGAGACCUGCAGGUACAUGAGUUGCGACAACAAGUGUCAAACAUGCAACAAACCAUGGAUGAAAAGCAAAGUGAAAUGAAUUUGCAAAUGCAACAAAUGCGAAAUGAUAUGGAAUUGCAAGUGCAACGACAAUUGGCGGCCUUUAUAAAACAAAUCAAUCCAUCCAUUAAUCCACCAAGUAGCUCUUACUUUUUGUUUUAGAACACUAAAUUAAUGUUAUGUUAAUGACUAGUUCGUAGCUUUUGUCAUGGUAUUGUAAUGAUAUUUGAAUGUAUGAAUGGUAUGUUAGUGACUAUUUUAAUGGUAAUAAAUGUAAUGGUAUUUGACUAUUA
Messenger RNA from Lactuca sativa (garden lettuce), 923 nucleotides. The record is from RefSeq and is a predicted model, not a curated record. NCBI's taxonomy places the organism in Eukaryota, Viridiplantae, Streptophyta, Magnoliopsida, Asterales, Asteraceae.